GGGCCCCGCGCGAGGAGGGCGCGGCCCGGGGUCUGUGCCCACCGUUGCUGUGCGGGCAAAAUCUGGAGGCUGCGGCUGGCUGCUCUCUGGCGGUGGCAGGGGGGGACCCCAGGGGUGUCGAUGAGGCUUUCUUGCUGGCAGGGGUCCUAGUGGGUAUUCAGGAGCGUUAACUGUGGGUAAAACAAGUGGGCACGGGGUGGGACACGAAGGUCCAGCCUCUCUCUCUCUCUCUCUUUUUCCGAGGUAGGAUCUCACUCUAGCUCAGGCUGACCUGGAAUUCACUAUGUAGUCUCAGGGUGGCCUCGAACUCACGAUGAUCCACCCACCCCUGCCUCCGGAGUGCUGGGAUUAAAGGCGUGCGCCACCACGCCCGGCCCAGCCUCUUUUUGGACUAAAACCAGCUGAGGGACAGGCUUCGACCCUCUGUUGAUUUGGGGUCCGUUCCAAUUUGCAUAUUUUGCGUAUGAGAACUUAAGAGUUCAGGUGAGCAGGGACCGCCUGAGCUGUCUGCAUAGACUGCUGAUGCGCCGCUCCUAGCGCUUAGCUGGGGAGAGGGACUUGCAGAGCCGGGCUCUACCCCGCCGGGGAGGUCUGUCCGCAUCCCCUCUGCUCCAUGAUCUGGGGGAAGGAAUGCCUUUCUCUCACCACGACCUUUGGAGCCGGUGGGAAAACCUUUCCUUUUAACCAGAAAGCCCUCAUUUACCGAGGCUCCACCAAGUAGUCUUGCUUCCUUCUCCGUGAACUUAUCCCCAAGUUUGGACUCUCAAAGCCGAGCCAGGAUGGCGGCGUCAGCUACCAGCCCCGUUUCACAUCUCGGGCCAGAGGAUUUGUUGAGUGAUUCAUCAGAGCACCCUGGGCUGAACCAGGUGUCCUCUGAGGUGACCUCCCAGCUCUAUACUUCUUUGCACCUCAGCCGUCAGGCGGAGGCCACAGCCAGAGCCCAGCUGUACUUAUCCUCCACCUCCCCCCCUCCUAAUGAAGCUUUAGACGGCUUGGCCCAAGAGCUGAGCCACGGUUUGGCUGUUGGACUGGAGAACAACUUGAAGAAAAAGGAUGGGUCUAAGCAUAUUUUUGAGAUGGAAAGUGUUCGAGGUCAGCUCCAGACCAUACUCCAUACCUCACGGGAGCCCCUCACUUCGCGAGCUGGCUCAGAGCGGCGGGAGGAGGACUCCUUUGACAGUGACAGCACGGCCACCUUGCUCAACACCAGGCCCCUACAAGACUUUUCUCCAUCCAGCUCAGCCCAGGCCCUGGAGGAUUUGUUUCCCCGCUACACUAGCCUUCGGCCAGGACCCCCACUAAAUCCCCCAGAUUUUCAGGGGCUGAAAGAUGCACUGGACUCAGAGCAUACCCGUCGCAAGCAUUGUGAGCACCACAUUCAGAGUCUGCAGACCCGAGCACUGGAGUUGCAGCAACAGCUAGCUGUGGCUGUGGCUGCUGACCGCAAGAAGGACAUCAUGAUUGAACAACUGGACAAGACCCUGGCCCGAGUUGUGGAAGGCUGGAACCGGCACGAGGCGGAGCGUACAGAGGUAUUGCGGGGACUUCAGGAGGAACGCCAGGCAGCAGAACUCACCAGAAGCAAGCAGCAGGAGACAGUAGCCCGCCUGGAACAAAGCCUUUCUGAGGCCUUGGAAGCUCUGAAUCGUGAGCAGGAAGCUGCCAGACUGCAGCAGCGGGAAAGAGAAGCACUGGAAGGGGAAAGGCAGGCACUGACCUUGAGCUUGGAGGUGGAGCAGCAGCGGUGCAAUGCUCUGCAAGAAGAGCGGGACGAAGCUAGGGCUGGGCAGCUCAGUGAGCGCCGCAAGGUGGAGAGCCUUCAGGCCGCCCUGGAAGAAGAGCGGCAGGCCUGGGCCCAGCAGGAGCGCCAGCUGAAGGAGCGCCACCAAGCGCUGCAGGACGAGAGCCAUGCUCAGCUGGAAAGGGAGAAGGGGAACAGUCAGAGGGAGGCGCAGGCAGCCCGGGAGGCCCAGCAGCAGUUGAUGCUGUUGCAGUCUGAGCUGCGGCGGCUGGAAGGGGAACUGGACACGGUUCGGAGAGAGAGAGAUGCGCUACAGCUGGAAAUGAGCUUGGUUCAGGCCCAAUACGAGAGCCAGCGGGUGCAGAUGGAGUCGGAGCUGGCGGUGCAGCUGGAGCAGCGGGUGACCGAGCGGCUGGCCGAGGCACAGGAGAGCAGCCUGCGGCAGGCGGCCUCCCUGCGGGACAACCACAGAAAGCAGCUGCAGGAGCUCAGUGGGCAACACCAGCAGGAACUGGCUGCCCAGUUGGCUGAAUUCGAGGUGGAGAUGGCCAAACGAGAGGAGCGUCAGCAGCAAGUGGCUCAGGACUAUGAGCUCAGACUGGCCCGAGAGCAGGCUCGAGUGCGGGAGCUGAAGAGCAGCAACCAACAGCUGGAGGAGCAGCGGGUGGAGCUGGUAGGAAGGCUCCAGGCCAUGCUGCAGGCUCACUGGGAUGAGGCCAACCAGCUGCUUAGUACCACGCGCCCGCCUCCCAACCCUCAGGCUCCUCCAGCUGAGCCCUCUAGUCCUGGGCCUCCUGAGCCAGAGAAUGGGGAGAGGAAGAUCUGGACCAUGCCUCCUGUGGCUGUGGCUCUGAAACCUGUGUCACAGCAAAGCCGAGAAACCAGGGUGGAGCUCCCUGGAGUGCCUCCUGGUCUCUGCAGCUCCUCCUCGGAUCUUAGCUUCCUGCUGGGGCCUCCUUUCCAGAGCCAGAACUCCUUCCAGCCCUUGGAGCCCAGACCUGACCUCACUCUGCCCACAGCUAGACCCUUCUCUGCCCUUGAGGGCUUUGAUGCUGAUCACAGGGCUGAGCGGCCGUUCCCUGAGGAAGACCCUGGAUCUGAUGGGGAAGGCUUCCCAAAGCCAGGGCUGCCACCAGCUUCUCAGCUUGAAGGCCUCAAGAAUUUUUUGCAGCAGCUGCUGGAGACAGCACCCCAGAGCCAUGAGAGCACCUCUGUUGACUUGUUGCCCUCUAAAUCUGGUCCUCGAACUGUCCCAUCUUGGGAGGAAACCCCUCAGAUACCGCGUCUCCCACCUCCUGUCCAUAAAACUAAAGUCCCUUUAGCCAUGGCAUCUAGUCUUUUCCGAGUCCAUGAGCUUCCCUCAUCACAUUCUCAAGAAUUCUCAACAGAGAGAGGUGGCCUCAGCCCCCCAAGGCAGCUCAUGGAGGUGUCUGAGCUGUUACGUUUGUACCAAGCUCGAGGCUGGGGUGCUCUGCCUGCUGAGGACCUGUUGAUGUACCUGAAGAGGCUGGAACACAGCGGGACUGAUGGCCAAGGGGACACUGUUCCCAGAAGAAACACAGACUCCCGCUUGGGUGAGAUCCCCCGGAAAGAGCCCCCCUCCCAGGCUGUCCCUCGCCGCCUCGCUUCAGCCCCUAAGACUGAAAAACCUGCGCGGAAGAAAAGCGGGCACCCUGCCCCCAGCGGUGUGAGGGGUCGAGGUGGGGUCUGGAGAUGAGCCCUGCCCUUCCUCCUCUGUUGUGGCCUUCCUUCUCGUCUGGUUUUUAUUCGAAAUGUGCAGUUAGUCCAUAUCAGAGGAAUUGGGAAAAUACAGAUUUUUGUAGGAAGCUACUUUGUUAAAAAAAACCCUCAUUCUAUUUUGAUAUAUUUUUUUUAAAUAAAUGUUAUUUCCUGUGGGAAAAAGACAUGAAUGUUGAGACUGGUGUGUGAUUAGGUUUCAGAAGUCUGAGUGAGUAAAGUUCAGUGUUUGCAGAGUAAAACCUUUAAAGUGAUUAGCUCUGGUUAGUAGUAGAAUUAUGAGUAUCUCCUAUUUUCUUUCUUGUACAUUGUGCAUUUUCCAUGUUUUCUAAACAAGUACGUAUUUAAUAAUCAACAAGCCCAAAAUUUUAAUAAAAAUGUAAGUUACUC
This is a messenger RNA of Jaculus jaculus (lesser Egyptian jerboa), 3868 nucleotides long. RefSeq names its product centrobin, centriole duplication and spindle assembly protein (gene Cntrob). Gene Ontology annotation, biological process: regulation of cilium assembly; mitotic cytokinetic process; centriole replication. Lineage: Eukaryota; Metazoa; Chordata; Mammalia; Rodentia; Dipodidae. The record is from RefSeq and is a predicted model, not a curated record. The transcript has 19 exons. Gene Ontology annotation, cellular component: centriole; centrosome. The coding region runs from base 780 to 3458 and encodes 892 amino acids.